This is a messenger RNA of Nycticebus coucang (slow loris), 6849 nucleotides long. RefSeq names its product exostosin like glycosyltransferase 3 (gene EXTL3). Gene Ontology annotation, molecular function: glycosyltransferase activity. Gene Ontology annotation, cellular component: membrane. The record is from RefSeq and is a predicted model, not a curated record. NCBI's taxonomy places the organism in Eukaryota, Metazoa, Chordata, Mammalia, Primates, Lorisidae. Bases 794 to 3541 code for a protein of 915 amino acids. The transcript is spliced from 7 exons.
CCCGCCCGGCCUCGUUCGCGAGCGCAGGCUUCGGCCAUUUCCGUCCCGGCGCACUCGGCGCACUUCGGCAAGUUCCGCAGUCGCCUGUCGGAAAUGGCUGCCGGCCGGCAGGGGGAGCGGGGGAUCCGGCGCGGCCUGGGAGGCGGGCGGCCGGCGGCCGGCGCGGCUUCUGGGACGCCGAGUUUGGCACAGGCGGCGGCGACGGCUGGUCCCUGAACUGGAAGCUGGAAAGCAAGCCCUGGAGUUCACUAUCUCAAGAUUGUGUACUGAAGUGUGAUGCUACGUAAGCUACAGAAGGAUCCUGAAACGCGGCCUGAGUGUUGACAAAGACAUUGAUGGGAGGAGGCAUCUCUUCCUGUCCAACCAGCCACUAUUUUGCUUUGAGUAGAAACUAUGCGUGUUUGUUGGUCAGCAAAACCAAGGGACGGGAGCUAUGGCAGUUGAAAAAGUCGCUCCGGGUCCAGGAUACUUUUCCUGGGUUUCAUCAUCAGGAACCUCCUUCCUUUCAUCCCAGGCGCAAUGUGGUAACUUUUACCAUUUGAUAAAGAUGAAGGACAUGUUUUUUGGUCAACAACCAGGACUUAAAAUCUGCUGGAAUAGGAUCAGAGACCAUUUCAAUUGCAGCUGAGGAAAAUGAAAUUUCCAUUUUAUCUGGUGCCUUGUACCAGGAGCACACUAACUCUUCUGGAAACUACCGUGUGAAUGAAAACGAGGUUGAGUUUUGUCGAGUAGAAGCUCAUGGUUAUGGCCAGUGACCCGACGUGAGCAGAGGGGCAGGAGCCACAAGGCCCUCAUGACGGGCUAUACCAUGUUGCGGAAUGGGGGGCCAGGGAACGGAGGCCAGACCUGCAUGCUGCGGUGGUCCAGCCGCAUCCGCCUCACCUGGCUCAGCUUCACGCUCUUCGUUAUCCUGGUGUUUUUCCCCCUCAUUGCUCACUAUUAUCUCACUACUCUGGAUGAGGCCGAUGAGGCCGGCAAGCGGAUUUUUGGCCCACGGGCUGGUAACGAGCUCUGCGAGGUAAAGCACGUGCUGGAUCUUUGCCGCAUUCGUGAGUCAGUGAGUGAAGAGCUCUUACAGCUGGAAGCCAAGCGGCAAGAGCUGAACAGCGAAAUCGCCAAGCUGAAUCUGAAGAUCGAAGCCUGUAAGAAGAGCAUUGAGAACGCCAAGCAGGACCUGCUGCAGCUGAAGAACGUCAUUAGCCAGACUGAACAUUCCUACAAGGAGCUGAUGGCCCAAAAUCAGCCCAAACUCUCUCUGCCCAUCCGAUUGCUCCCAGAGAAGGAGGAUGCCGGCCUUCCUCCCCCGAAGGUCAUCCGGGGCUGCCGGCUGCAUAACUGUUUUGAUUAUUCUCGUUGCCCUCUCACCUCUGGUUUUCCAGUCUAUGUCUAUGACAGUGACCAGUUUGCCCUUGGCAGCUACCUGGACCCCUUGGUUAAGCAGGCUUUUCAGGCUACGGUGCGGGCCAACGUUUAUGUUACCGAAAACGCAGACAUCGCCUGUCUGUACGUGAUGUUAGUGGGAGAGAUGCAGGAGCCAGCUGUGCUACGACCUGCUGAACUUGAGAAGCAGUUGUAUUCUCUGCCACACUGGCGGACAGACGGACACAACCAUGUCCUCAUCAAUCUGUCACGGAAAUCAUACACACAGAACUUACUGUACAAUGUCAGCACAGGCCGGGCCAUGGUGGCCCAGUCCACUUUCUACGCUGCCCAGUAUAGGCCUGGCUUUGACCUGGCCGUGUCACCACUGGUCCAUGCCAUGUCCGAGCCCAACUUCAUGGAGAUCCCACCACAGGUGCCAGUGAAGCGGAAAUACCUCUUCACCUUUCAGGGUGAGAAGAUCGAAUCCCUGAGAUCCAGCCUUCAGGAGGCACGCUCCUUUGAAGAAGAAAUGGAGGGCGAUCCUCCAGCCGACUAUGACGACAGGAUCAUUGCCACCCUGAAGGCCGUACAGGACAGCAAACUAGAUCAAGUCCUGGUAGAAUUUACCUGCAAAAACCAGCCUAAGCCCAGUCUGCCUACCGAGUGGGCACUGUGCGGGGAGCGGGAGGACCGCUUGGAAUUGCUGAAGCUUUCCACCUUUGCCCUCAUCAUCACCCCUGGGGACCCUCACUUGGUCAUCUCAUCUGGGUGUGCAACACGGCUCUUUGAAGCCCUGGAGGUUGGGGCUGUCCCGGUGGUGUUGGGGGAGCAAGUGCAGCUCCCAUACCAGGACACGCUGCAGUGGAGCGAGGCAGCCCUGGUGGUGCCCAAGCCACGUGUUACUGAGGUUCACUUCCUGUUAAGGAGUCUCUCUGAUAGUGACCUUCUGGCUAUGAGGCGGCAAGGCCGCUUUCUCUGGGAGACUUAUUUCUCCACCGCUGACAGUAUUUUUAACACCGUGCUGGCUAUGAUCAGGACUCGCAUACAGAUCCCAGCUGCUCCCAUCCGGGAAGAGGCAGCAGCUGAGAUCCCCCAUCGUUCAGGCAAGGCUGCGGGAACUGACCCCAACAUGGCUGACAACGGGGACCUAGACCUGGGGCCAGUAGAAACGGAGCCACCCUAUGCCUCACCCAAAUACCUCCGCAACUUCACUUUGACUGUCACUGACUUUCACCGCAGCUGGAACUCUGCUCCAGGGCCUUUCCAUCUUUUCCCCCACACACCCUUUGAUCCUGUGUUGCCCUCAGAGGCCAAAUUUUUGGGCUCAGGAACUGGAUUUCGGCCUAUUGGUGGUGGAGCUGGGGGUUCUGGCAAGGAGUUCCAGGCAGCACUUGGAGGCAAUGUUCCACGAGAGCAAUUCACGGUGGUGAUGCUGACUUAUGAGCGGGAGGAGGUGCUUAUGAACUCCUUAGAGAGACUGAACGGCCUCCCGUACCUGAACAAGGUGGUGGUGGUGUGGAAUUCUCCCAAGCUGCCCUCAGACGACCUUCUGUGGCCUGACAUUGGUGUCCCCAUCAUGGUGGUUCGUACUGAGAAGAACAGUCUGAAUAAUCGAUUUUUACCCUGGAAUGAAAUUGAGACUGAGGCCGUCCUGUCCAUCGACGACGACGCCCACCUCCGCCACGAUGAGAUCAUGUUCGGGUUUCGGGUGUGGAGAGAAGCACGAGACCGCAUUGUGGGCUUCCCUGGCCGGUACCAUGCGUGGGACGUCCCUCAUCAGUCCUGGCUCUACAACUCCAACUACUCCUGUGAGCUGUCCAUGGUUUUGACAGGUGCUGCCUUCUUUCACAAGUAUUAUGCCUACCUGUAUUCUUACGUGAUGCCCCAGGCCAUCCGAGAUAUGGUGGAUGAAUACAUCAACUGUGAGGACAUUGCCAUGAACUUCCUCGUCUCCCACAUCACUCGGAAACCCCCCAUCAAGGGUCUCACUAUGUCACCUUGGGUAGAGUGUCCUGGCGUCAGAGCUCACGGCAACCUCAAACUUUUGGGCUUAAGCAAUUGUCUUGCCUCAGCCUCCCAAGUAGCUGGGACUACAGGCGCCGGCCACAGCGCGCCCGGCUCUUUUUUUGUUGUUGCAGUUGUCAUUGUUGUGUCAUUUAGCUGGUUCGAGCCAAUUUGAACCCUCACAGCCUAUGUAUAUGUGACCGGUGCCCUACCCACUGAGCUAUGGGCACCACCCCAAACUGAAGUUUUUCAUGGGCAUUUAAUGUGUAUGGGCAGGAAGCUGUACGCCUGCUUCCCAAACACAGGCGAGGGCUCCCAGCGGGGCCUGAUUUGGUCUCUGGUUGUACUGAACCUGCCGGAGCCGCAGAGAACCCUGGCACCCGGCUUGUACUCCUGUUACUCCCAUCCUUCUGGUGUCUGCGGUUCUAAAACUUCUACCUCAGGAGAGAGCACUGAGCCCCAGGCUCAGGAGAGGGAUGGAGACGGGAGGGGGACGGAAGCAAGAAAGAAGCUGAGCUGGGUUCUCCUCUCCCGGGCUUUCCAGGUGGCAGUUUGAGUAGCAUUGACAAUCCUAAGAGUGGGUGGGACCUAGAGGACCCUGUCCUUCCUAAAGUGGGGUUAACGACUGAUCAGGCGGGUUUGAUGCUGAUGCUGGGGAUCCCUCCUCAGGCCUGGAGUCAUGGCUACAUGGGCCCUGUUCUUCCGGCAGACUGGAGCCGGCCACGGGGCUGCAGUAGACAGGUCCUCCCAUACACAGGCGGUGUCUCCUCAGUCUAUUCUCUUCACUUCUGGCUUGAACUUAAGGCGAGCCCAAGUGGCAAGUGUUAGUUAUUGAUGUGAUUGUCACUCAAGUUGAAGGCUCCCCAAGGUUUACUAAAAUACGUUUCAGAAGGAACAUGUGUGGUUGAGGGAGUGGGUUCAAACCCUAGUCUGCCCCACGGUGGUGGGGGGGCAAGUCAUCUGCUGUAAAUUCUGGUCUCGUCUAUAAAAUGGUAAAACUUGUGCCCAUCUCUUAAACCUCAAAGUUAACAUAGUAAAUCGUCGACUGUGGACACACUAUAAAAUGAACCAUUACUGGGGUAGAACGUUGCCAGCCUCACGGCUCGCUCUUCAUCCCAUCUGAGCACUGCACCUUGCUCAUAUCCUGGGGGUGCCUGCAGGAAGCCCGCCCUCCUCAAAGGUUGCUACUUGUCCUGUCUAGCCUUGUCACCUUACCAUGGCGACAGUUUACCGCUCUGCCUCUCACACCAGGUUGGAAGCCUUUGGGGCCUACAGCACUGAGUAGUGUCCAGAGGUUUCUGAUGAAUGAAUGAUGCUUUGAAUUAGAACGUCACUGCGCUGACAGUGCUGGAGCGCCUCCGACACAGCUGACGUGGUCUUGCUGGGAUUAUCAGAAGCCUGACAUAGAGGCUCAGAAGUUUCAGAGCCACUAUGUUAUUUGAAAAUUUUCACCAAAAAAAUUAAAACUACAACUUUGACAAAGGCGAUUAAGAAAGAAGGGAGUGUGCUGAGAAUUAAGGACAAUGCAUGACGGAUUCCAGAAGUGGUUGAAGCAGGUGGGAGGCCCUGCCCUAGGGCUGGAUUUGGUUUGCUAUCUAAGGUCACCUGGUUUUUAAUUGGUUGUAAUUUGGUAAAUUGUUUCACCUUUGUCUUCAUGUUUGUAAAAGAGUACAAAUCCUAGUCACAUUGUCGGGCUAUCAUGUCAGCAUUUUAACUAUUUAAAUCCUAUUUAUUUGAAUUAUUGGUCUCAAUGUUUUAUCAUGAAAUAUUUCAGACAUGCAGCCAAGUUGGAGGAAUUUCUGUAGAGUGAGCCUGGUCCCUGCCUACCAUUUCACUGCGCUUGCCUGCCGGGUGUUUCUCGUUCUGUCCACCCUCUGGCCAUUUACUGAGCCCUCUGUUCGUCCUUCCAUCCACACCAGCUUUGGUGCUUUUCUGAGUAGAUUAGUGACAUCAGUACAUUAACCACUAUAUAAGCACGUGCUUAUAUUAACUGUAGGUCAGCAUCCACUUGUUUUUCUUUUGAAUGUAAACUGCACAUUUUAAAUUUACUCACUGAAACACGUCUUAAGUGUUCCUUAAGUUGUAACAAAUUUGUGCAUCUCUACAACCCAGACCCUUCCCGAGAUAGAUUGUCAUUAUCAACCCAGAAGGUUCCCUCAUGCUCCUCCUGACCUGUCCCACCUCUCAGACCCGCUCUGCAUUUGUACCUUGGAAUUAGCUUUCUCUAUUUUAGAAUUCUUAUAUCACACGAUUUUUUUUACUGGUGUAAAGCUUCUAGAAACUCAGCAUAGUGUUUUUGAGAUUCAGCCGCUGUUGCUGCAUGUACUGGUGAUCUGUGACUUCUUAUUGCUAAGUAGCGUCCCUUCUAUGGCUAGAACAAAAUCCGUCCCUUCUAUUAGGAUGCUGGGCUGUUUCCACAUUUGGGAUGUUAUGAAUAAAGCUGCCAAAAACAUUCACGUGCAACUCUUUAUUUACGUUUCUGUUUCUCUUAGCUAAAUACCUAUGAGUGGAAUUGUUGGGUGACAUGGCAGGUUAUGUGUUUAGUUUUAUAAGAAACUACCAGACCUUUUCCCAAAGCGAUUGUGCCAUUUUGUACUAGUGCCAAUAAUCGACAGCGGGCGCUCCACAUCCUCACUGAUCUGCGGUGGUGUCAGACUUUAAUUUUAGCCAUUUUGGUAAUAGGAUCUUGUAGUUGUGAUUUCCAUCUUGCCUGGUGACUAAUGGUGCUGAACACCUUCUCAUGUGCUGACACUAUUUAUAUAUAUGGAUUUGUCUCCAUUGUGAAGUGUCAAUCUCAGUCUUUUGAUCGUUAAAAAAAUUGGGUUGUCUUUUUUGGUAUUGCUUUUUUUCUUAUAGAUAUUUUUAGUAUAUAUAAGAAGUGUAUUUUUAGUAGACUUUUGGGGGGAGCAAUUUUAUUUCAGAAUGUUGUAGGAGUACAAAUGUUUUGGUUACAUGCAUUUUAUACAGUUGGGGUCAAGAGCAACUUUAGAUUUACAUUUACAUAAAACUGAGUGGCAAGUACAAGGGUUCCCCUCUUUCCACCAGGCCCCCACCUGCUCUUUUCUUAGCCUGUUGUGAUAGAUUUGUUGUUUGUUGUAGAUCUGUUAUAAUGAGGGGCCGGUAUCGGCAUUGUUAACUACAGUCCAUGGUUUAUAUUAGGUUCAUUCUUUGGUAUAUUCUGUAGGUUUUGAUAAAGGUAUAAUGACAGAUCCACAAUCACAGUAUCAUAAAGAAUAUUUCACUCCCCUAAAACCUCCCUGUACUUCACUUUUGUUCUAGGCUAAAAGGCAUAAAAAUGGAAACCCAUUUGCCAUCUUCUCCUAAGUUCGACUCUACUUCUGAGCCUGCUUUUUUCUUUACUCUCUAAUUCCUCCACUUUUUUUUGGUGGUUAUUAUUUACCUAUCUACUUAUGUCUGGAGUUUAUAAUUUUAGGAGUAGGAAGGUAGGGUCUGAUGGGAGCUGUUACAUCCCAAUUCCAUUAU